GGCGGGGCUUUGUCGAAUGCGGAUAGGAAAAGAAGCGAAGUCAAGUCAUAGCCGGUAAAGCAAGAUGGCGUCGCAGCAGGGAGAAGUGGACGAGCUGUUCGAUGUUAAAAACGCCUUUUAUAUCGGAAGUUAUCAACACUGCAUCAACGAGGCACAGAAAGUUAAGACCUCUGGACCGGAGAAAGAGCUGGAGAAGGAUAUUCUCCUAUACAGAGCGUACAUCGCACAGAGGAAGUAUGGAGUGGUGCUGGAGGACAUCAAGUCGAGUUCCUCUGAGGAGCUGAAGGCCGUGCGGAUGUUCGCGGAGUACAUGUCCAGCGAAGCCAAAAGGGAUGCCAUCGUGACGGAUCUGGAUGGGAAAAUGAGUAAGAGCGUGGACGUGUCCAACACCACCUUCCUUCUGAUGGCUGCGGCCAUCUACCUGCACGAGGGGAACACGGACGCGGCUCUGCGCACGCUGCACCAGGGCGACAGCAUCGAGUGGUUGGUGUUCCAAAAAUGCUUUUACACUCCUGGAACGCUCUGUGAAAGACGUACAAGUCUAAUCUGUGUGUGUGUGUGUGUGUGUGUGUGUGUGUGUGGCAGCAUGGCGAUGAGUGUUCAGAUCCUUCUGAAGCUGGACAGAGUGGACGUGGCGAGGAAGGAGUUGAAGAAGAUGCAGGAACAGGAUGAAGACGCCACGCUGACUCAGCUGGCCACGGCCUGGGUCAACCUCGCCGUCGGAGGCGAGAAGCUGCAGGACGCCUUUUAUAUCUUCCAGGAGAUGUCCGAUAAAUACUCGCCCACUCUGAUCCUGCUGAAUGGCCAGGCCGCGUGUCACAUGGCUCAGUGUAAAUGGGACGAAGCCGAGUCGGUCCUGCAGGACGCCCUGGAUAAGGACAGCAGCCACCCAGAAACACUCAUCAACCUGAUCGUCUUAACGCAGCACCUGGGAAAACCUCCUGAGGUCACGAAUCGCUACCUGUCUCAGCUGAAAGACGCCCACAAGUCGCAUCCGUUCGUGAAGGAUUAUGUCGCAAAGGAGAACGAUUUCGACAGACUUGUGAUGCAGUACGCUCCCAGCGCCUGAACACAUCUGGCUCCUGACAUUCUGAACACACACACACAUUGUUUUGUUUGUAAUAUGUUUUAUUCCUGUAUACCGUUCGAAUAAAUUCCUUUAUACCCCACAGAA
Molecule: messenger RNA, 1174 nt
Organism: Silurus meridionalis
Lineage: Eukaryota; Metazoa; Chordata; Actinopteri; Siluriformes; Siluridae
Gene: cope
Product: COPI coat complex subunit epsilon
Exons: 9
Coding region: 65-1069 (334 amino acids)
Biological process (GO): intra-Golgi vesicle-mediated transport; endoplasmic reticulum to Golgi vesicle-mediated transport; retrograde vesicle-mediated transport, Golgi to endoplasmic reticulum
Cellular component (GO): COPI vesicle coat
Molecular function (GO): structural molecule activity; protein binding
Source: RefSeq, a predicted model, not a curated record